AUGUUAAUGCAACCUCUUUUUAUGAUAAUUGAAAAUGGAUUGGAAGAGUGGAGUUCUGAUUAUUCUAUUCUUCAUCUAAUAACCUUAUUAAUAUUCAGAUAAGAUGUGCUACUUUUAGAUUAUAACAUUGAUUAUACAAGAUUGUACUUAGUGGUUUUGGUGAUAUUCACAAUUCAAAAAGUAUGGUAAUUUACCAUUACAUACAUACUUUAUCGAAUUAAGGAUCGUGAACGAUAAUUUUAAAAGGUAGAAGAAUGCUCUAUUUUAAGAAUCUCAAUAAUAAUACUUGCAAUAUACACACAAUUAUCAAUUACUAUUUUGCAUUUAUUCUUUUCAACCCUUUGUAUUAUGAGUUUUGCAUUUUGUAUUAAAAAUGGUUAAGAAUAUGUUCAAUUAAUUUUAUCUUUACUUACAUACAUCUUCUGGUAAGUUGAUUAUUUAAUAACAUUUACUAUAUCCAGUACAUCUCUAACUUUUAAACAAAAUCAUUUGGAUAUUUCAUAAACUACAAUACUAACAUAUUUAUCAUAUCUUUUUUAGUAAUUACAAAUUAUCAUAUUUUGUAUUUUACUUAAUAAAAAUAGUGUAAGACUUACAAAUAUAGUAUUAUUAUUAAUAGACAUAAUAUUUUAAAUAAUCAAUCAAUUAUUAUUUUAAACUUAUAUCUUUAAAGAAUCACGCUAAAUAUUAUAUUUUAUUUCCUCAUUAAAAUUUGUUUUAUGUUUUUAUUUUUUUGGUAAAUCAUUUAAUCAAAAUCAAAUGUUUGAAAAUUUAAUAAUUCCUUUAUUAUUAAUACCAAUAGUAUAUUAUGGAUUAAUGACAUUAGAUAUUAAAAUUCAUUAUGAGGCUUUUGCUAAUAUGUUUAAAGAAGAACCAAAUCUUAAUAAACUUAUAUAUUAACUUAAACUUAUUUUAAAUUAAUGUGAUAUAGAAAAAUAAAUGAUUCCUUUAAAAUCUUCUCUAAUAAAUAAAUUUCAUAGAAAAUUAUGUCAUAAUCCAUUAUGCAUUUGUUCAAAUAAAAUUUUCAUUUCAGAAAUUUCAUAAGCAAAUGCUAUAACUUAAUCAAUUUAAAAAUAAUUUAUUUUCAACAAAAUUUAAUUUAUAUUGCAUUCUAAAGAAGCCCAAAAAAGUCAUUAAUAUAAUUAAUUAAUUAUUGUUCAAACUUUAUUUUAAUUUGAUUUUGGUUGGCUGACAGAUUCAAUAAAAAAUCUAACUUAAUUAUUGAAUUGUCAUAUAAAUAAUUAACACUUUGUAAUAAAAAAGGAAAUUUAAAAAAAAGUUGUUUAUGAUGAAUCUUGUAAUGAAACAUCAACAAGAAAAGAUAAAUCAGAUGAACAUUUAACAUAAUUUAUUAGAUUAAAAAUAUAAUUAAAUUUAAUUGAUUAAUGUAGAAUUAAUUAUAUUCUUUAUUAAGCAAAAUUUAAACUUAAAUCAUUUCUUGGUACUUCAAUGCAUGCUUAUUAAUAAUUAAUGGUUACUGAUUUUAUUCAGUCAUUUCUAAAUUAUGAUUAAUGUUUAAAAUAAAUUUAAUCUUAAACAAUUGAAACUAUUAAUGAUAAAAUUGAAUUUUAUUAUAAAAUAAUAAAAGAUGAGAAAUAAGAUUUAAAUAUUUUAGGAAAAUGUACAAAAGAAAUAUGUUUUAAACUUAAUAAAUUAAAAAAAAGACUUAAAUAAGUAUAUGCAACAUAUCCAUGUUCAAGUAUUUAAAGAUGUAUUUGUUUUUUUUAAUGUGAAUUAUUAAAUAAUUAUUAUGAGGCUAAUAAAACAUCUACAAUCACAUCAAUGUAGGAUGAUAAAAUGUUUAGAAAUAAAAAAAUUACAAAUUAUGAUAUUUCAGUUGAUCAGACAGCUUAUGCUAUACUUACAAUUAAAGGAGAAUUAGAUGAUUUUCAUAUAGAAUAAACAUCCUCAUAUUUUCUAAAAUUGAUUGGCAAAACAUCUAUUAAAGACGUUCAUUUUUAUUAAUUGUUACCUCGUUUUAUGAAAAAUUGGCAUCCUUUAUUUAUUCAUAGUUUUUUUAAUGAUGGUUAAUCAAGAUAUUAUAAAAGUUUUAAUCAAAGUUUUAUCUUAACAAAUUCUGGUCUACUCAAAACAGUUUAUUUAUGUUAUGAUAUUACAAAGAUAUUUUCUAAUUAAAAUCUCGUUUUUGCAGCUUUUUUAUAAGAAUUAUCUGAUUAAAAAUGUUUUUUAUUAUCUUAUGGAACUAAUUAAAGAUUAAAUUUUUCAGAAAACUUUUUUAAGAAAAUUGGUUUUAAUUAAAAAAUAAUUCUUACUCUCCCUCAAAAUUUAACAGUUGUAAAUGGACUCUAUUUAUAAUACUUGAUACCAUCUUUUCCACAAGAUAUUGAAAGGGAUACAUUUCAAUUAAAUACUGAGAUGAGAUUUUUAGAUGAUAAACAUUUAAAGGAAGUUUAAGAUGAAGGAGUAGAUUUGGGAAUGUAUAUUUUAGAUCCAAAAUAAUGGGAAAAGGAGGAAUAGGUUUGUUUUUACUCAAUUUCUAUAAUAGUUACUAAAAGAUAUGUGUCUUAAUAAACUUAUUUAUUCAUUGAAUUUUCUACAAUAACAAAAUUAACAAAAAAUUAAACUGAAAAUUCAAAAUUUUAAACAAUAUAAAAUAUUGAUAUAACAUCACUUUAAUCUUAAGAAGCUCAAUUUAUAAAUGAUAGUUUUGCUUCCUUAAUGAAUUUAAGUGAUGAAGCGGAGCCUAAGAAAGUUAAUAUUUUUGAUGUUAGAAUGAAAGAAUUCUUGUAAAAUGAAUUAUAAGAAGAUGAUGCUGUUAAUAUUGUUUCAUUUAGAAAAGAUGACCUUAAUAAUAAUGUACUUCCUUAAAGUCAUAGAUUAUUACUUUCAGAGAGAAAAAAAGAAAUUUAAUAAGAAUUUUAUAACAUUUAAUAAAUAAAUAUAGAGUCUUUGAAAUAAUCUUCAAUUUAUGAAUCUCAUAAGUAGAGAUAAGUUGAACAUAAUGUGAUUGAUGAAAUUUAAUCUUAAUAAUCUUCAGUAGGAGGAGUGAAAGAAUCACAAUUAUUCAAAAAAUUUGAAAUGAUUGAAAAGAUAAUUAAGAAAAAGAAGUUUGAGAAAAUGACUAUGUAUUUAAUAUUACUUUUAUUACAAACAGCUUUCUUUAUUUCGUUUGCAUUAAUAGUAAUAACAUUAAUAUCAGCAGAAUUAUUAAUGUUUAUUUAAGAAAUAGAUAUGAUUUCUUUACAUGCUAGUAUAAUGGCACCUCAUGAUUUGUAUUUAUCAAUAAAGGUAACUAUUUCAGCAUAUUAAUAAUAAUAUCGUGAAAAAUAUAUUGAUAAUGCAACAUUAUAUAAAUUGAUAGAUCCAUUAUAUUAAUUUAAUGCUCCAUACUAUUUUGAUUUGCAAAAUAAUUUAUAUAAUGUUUUAUAGAAUGAACAUUUAUCAGAAUUCUUUACUGAUUAAUAAGUAAUAGUUUAUUUUAUGGGAAAUAAUGAUUCUGUAACAUAUACUAAAGAAUUAUCUUUUAGAGAAGAAUUACUUGCUAUAUUACAUGCUUAAUAUUAAUUUAAGAGAGUUUUUGAUGCUCGUAAGAAUGCAAAUGGUUAAGCUUGCUAAGUAUUAUAAUUUGCAAAUUAUUUUAAUUUAUAAGAUAAAUUAGAAGAAUUAACAAAUGAAAUUUUAGAAUAUUCAAAAAAUAGAAGUACAGCUGCAACUGAUUAAUGGUUUGUUAUAUGGUUAAUUUAUCAAUUGAUUGCUCUUUGUAUUGGACUUAUUACUUUAUUUUAUAAAAGAAGUAUAUUAAAAACUUAUGAAAAAUUAUUGAGUUUGUUUUAUUUUUCAGAUAAAAAUUCAUUUGAAUAAGAAAUUUAAAAAUUGAAGAAUCUAAAUACUUUAAUAUAAUAAAAUUAAGAUUUGUUAUCAAAAUAUGAUUUUAAUUUUAGAGAAAGAGAAGAUUUAGUAAAUAAAAAGAAAAAAGAAAUUUAAUAAACAAAAAUUGAAAAACCAAAAAAGUUAGGUGAAUAAAAAUUAUAAAAAAUAAUUCCAAUAAUAGCAUUUUUUUGCAUGUAUAUUUACUUUUUAAUUUAUUCAGUAAUAAUUUAAGAAGAAACAAAAAAUUAUUUGACAAAAUAUAAAUAGACAACAGAUUUUUAUAGAUUAGUUUAAGAUUUAAGAUUCCGAAGUGGAAAUAUAUAUGUUUAUAGAGAAAUUUUCUUUAGAUGGUCUAAUUUUUCAUAUUUAAACAAAUCUGAUUUAAAUCGUUUAUAUGGUUUGGUAGAGAAAUCUUAAAAUGUAAUGUAAGUAUAUGUAAAUGGUUUAUCACAAUAAUAAAAUGAUGAUUAUUUAUUUUCAGAUAAUUAUAUAGAUUUUGUAAGUUAAGUAGAGAAUUCAAAUCUUUGUAAUUUUAUAAAUUAAGUAUAAAUAUUUAAUUAAAAAUAGAAGUACAUAAAUCUAACUCCAUAUUGUGAAUUUUCUUUGGAUGGUGUAUUAAUGAAAGGAAUGAUACCUAGUUUGAAUUACAUUUCUCAAUCCAUUCGUAGUUAAUAAGCAAUCAACAAUUUUACUAAGAGAGCAGAAAUACAUUUUUAUGAAUUGGAAGGAGCUUAAGUAAUUUGUUUAGCUUUUUAAAAUGUAUCAGAAUAAUUAAAAUAAGGUAUGAUUGAAUUAACACAUAGUUUUAAUCAAACAAAUGAGGUAUUUUAUUAUAUUAUUAAUUUAAAUAGAUCCUUUCUUAUUUAUUUUUAUUUUCUUAAUUGAUUUUUUCUAUUGUUUAUGUUACUUGUUUUAGAAAACUUUAAAUAACAGAAUUUACAAUGUAUAAGAAAUCUUUAUAAUUAAUUCCAAUUUAAGUAUUGCUUGGUGAUGAUUCAUUAGAAAGAGCAUUAAGAUAAUUUGAAUUUACAGAAAAAAUAUGA
Paramecium sonneborni is the source of this 4874-nucleotide messenger RNA. Lineage: Eukaryota; Ciliophora; Oligohymenophorea; Peniculida; Parameciidae. The record is from the annotation of a GenBank genome assembly.